Molecule: messenger RNA, 2641 nt
Organism: Ruditapes philippinarum (Manila clam)
Lineage: Eukaryota; Metazoa; Mollusca; Bivalvia; Venerida; Veneridae
Exons: 4
Coding region: 54-632 (192 amino acids)
Source: RefSeq, a predicted model, not a curated record
AUCAAUUUCAUAUUAAAUACACAGUAUUGAUUCUCUUAAUAAAGUAUUAGGAUAUGUCAUUCAUAAUAGAAUAUUUGAUUAAUAGAAACAUGGACGCUACUUUGAAGUCAAUAAUAUCGUGCUUUUUCUUGAUAGCAGAAUUUGUUCCAGGUGUGAUUACCGCAGAAUAUUGCUCAUUCUUAACCUAUUGUGAUGACGGAUACUACUGUUGUGAAAACAAUACUAAAUGUUGCUCUGAGAAUGUAUUGACAGUUGGAGCAAUAAUUGGUAUAGUUAUAGGCUGUAUCAUCUUCAUCAGUUGUGUCGUUGCUGUAAUAUGCUGCUUAACUAAACAAAGUCAUCGAAAGGGACAAGUAGUACAACCAGUACAACCAGCUGGUGUAGCGAUCAUAACAACUGGACAAGGUCCCCCUGGUUACAGCCAACCUGGCUAUGGCCAACCACAAAUGUAUGGACAACAGCCAAUGUAUGGUCAACCUCAAAUGUAUGGGCAACAUCCAAUGUAUGGUCAACCUCAAAUGUAUGGACAACAAUCAUUUGCACAGCAACAAUUUGGUAGCCAGCAACCAACAUUCGAUGAAAAAGCGGGCACCAGUGAUCCUGCCUAUCCCCCACCACCACCAAAUUACUAGUCCUGAAACGACGAUAAUCUUUAUUUACUACGAUACUCGUAUGCACAUUUUACCAAAGUACAUACUCCUUAACUUAAUUCAUCUAAAACAGUUAUAGUACCGUAUAUUAUUGUUUCCACAGUUUUGAAUAUCAUGACUUAUGUUCAUCGAUUUGUUAACAUAUAUAAUGGUAUCUUCCUUUACUUGUUUAUGCCAUACUCAGGUAUGUUUAAUGAUAUAUUUCAAUGGACACUUUUUUAAAAUCAGAAUCAAAUGAUAAUGUCAAUAGCCAAAUCAAUAUUUUUGAGACAAAAACAAUAGUAAUAAUAGUAUAAUUUUUAACAUAAUUCUUGCAUACAAACCUACAUUAAAUCAAAACUCCAUAAAAUCACGUUUGUCAUCUCUAUGCAAACUGGGAUAAUUUAUUUACUCAAUAAAAUUUGAAUCUUGAGUGCAUAAUUUAUUACACAUUUCAAUCCAGAUAUACUCGUACUCCAUGACACUUAAGUCACCCAUAUAAUACUUGCGGUGUUCUGGCCCGGCUUUCACUAACGUUCUCAAAGUCAAAAUCUCAGCUCAAAUCUGAGAUUUUUCUCAAAUUAGAAAUUGAGAUUGAGAUUUUUCUCAGUUUAGCUUUUACUGAAAAAUAUUGAGAACAAUCUCAACUUAAUAUUUGAGAUUUUUCUCAGAUAUAUUGAGACAAGGGUUGGCUGUCUCAGAUUAUGUCUCAAUGAAACUAAAUUUUUAUUCUCAGUGGUCAUCGAAACUCCAAAGCAUUCUGACAGUCUUACAGGCUGAUACAAAUUAAAAAAAGUGCUGGUAACCCUUUAUGAUCAACGGAAGGCUUAAAGGUGCAAUUCCAUAGGCUAUUAAACACAGGCACCUAAAAGGUGUUCCUCAUACAGAACUUCGGUACUUGUUUGGCCUGUAAAAAGACUAAAAAAUGAGAUAACGAAACAUUGUUAUCAUCGCAGCAUGUUAUUUUAAAACUUUGAUUCAAAUUGCUACAAUAACUUUAACUGUGUCAAAAUGUAUGAAACUAAAAAUGAAUGCAUGUAAAAAACAUAAUCAUAAUUCUCAACGGAAACAUAUAGUUCAUGUGGAGAAAAUUAAUUGUAAUUAUAACAGUUUAUGAGUAAUGGACAUUUGGUCAGCGAUAAUAUAACGCUGCACAUAUGAUAAUGCUUUAGAAAUAUCGUGGCGAAAAGUAUGUCUGUCUCUUCAUAUAACAAAUGAAAUUCAACUUUCUCUCGAACAUACUUCUUACAUUUCUUACCCGUGAUGAAUGUGACCCUCAGACUAUUCCUAAAACAUUCAAGAUCAGACAUUUUCAAACAUCCAAACUUAUAUUUUUGAGUGACUUUAUUUCUCAUUUCUUCAUCACUACCUUCAUCUCAGAGAAAUUAGGAAAAAUACUUUCCACAAAGUCCGUCAUUUUCGUUAAAGUGGGUUUGGUAUAUGCAUAUAUAGCAAGUGCCAAAGAUUUUGUAACUUAUUACAAGUUUUCCAGUAGGCUAGAUCAUAUUAUUUUAUCAGUAAGCGAAAAUUAUCUUUAUUUUAUGACUUUUUGCAAUUUAGAUUUACUAUUUGGUUCAAAUCUGCUGAAAACUUACCCUAAAGAGAAAAUGUGUCAUUAUGUCAAUGGACAUUUUACAUUAUUGUUACCUUUAAGUGAACCGAAUGAAACCAGUACCUAAAAUAUCAGCACAUAAUUGUAGAACCGUCUUUCUAAAACAAACAUAAGAACUACAUGUUUUACUUAAGGCAUUCUGUGGAAGCAAAGCGUGAAGUGAAUUAAAAAAAAUAUAUAUAAAUAGAUAUUGUGCAUAUUGAAUAAAGAGAUGCGUGCUUUUUACGAGUAUGUGACUAGUUUUUAUCAUAACUGAUUUCAAUUAAACACAGACACGUGUCAAAUGGUUCCAAUCGUUUGAGUUUAUUGAUAAAAAUCCUUAUUCUAUUUUAUGCUAAAUGCAAUGUAUAAUGUCGUUUAUAUUUGUUGAUCUGAAAAAUUCAUUUUAUAUUAAAAAGGC